CUAUAAUGUCUGUUGUCGAAGAUAAUAGUUAGUAGGAAGGCAAGACCCGAUACAGUGUAACGCUACACACCCCAAGCGUCACUAUUGCGCAUCUGAAUAGCCCAAGGAACGAUGUAUUGCACAAUGCGCCUGCUUAGCGGCCUGCAAUGAACAAAGCGUUCUAGUUCCGUGAGUUGGAAGACGGCAUAGUAGGGCUACGCAGAAUGCACGUCGCUUCCACUAAAGCUCGUGAUGCUGUGGGCAAGAGAGCUGCAGAAGCGCCUCGACCUUCGCCACUCCCCCACCACCUGCGACGUGCGCCACCACGGCCACGCAACGUUUCCGCCUUGCCUGGUCCUGAGGCGGGCGGUGCUACCAAUGGCAUUGGGUCUGGCUAUGAGGCUGCGGGCGGUGAGCCGGGCGUCCUGCCCCGGGGUGAGGGCGCGGCAGCGCCAUCCGACGGUACCUCAGCCGACCCCGCGACCGCCCAGUCCACCUGGGCGGGCUGGGCCUCCACCUCACACGACCCGCCACAGCCCGUGGUCCAGGACUCAUCACGAGUGCCUCCCGCAGCUCUGGGGCCGCAAGCCGAGUCGUCGCCCGCAGGCCCUGCCGCCGGCACGCCCGGGCUCCAGGCGGGGCGGGGUGCCGCGGCGCCCCUGCAUGGCAACGGCCACGGCCACGUGUACGGCCCAGUGAGCGGCAACGGCAACGGCUCAGGCGCCAAGCUGCGGAACAAGCCAGGUGCCGCAGUGGGUGCCUCUGGGAGCCGCGCUGCCGCGGGGGCGGCGGCGGGGGCGGUGGGUGACGGCGCCAGCGGCCGGGCGUCCUCGCCAGUGGUGGUGACCUUCGUGGUGGCGCAGCAGGCCGUGGGGCUGAAUGAGAGCCUGGCGGUGGUUGGCUCCAUUCCACUGCUGGGCGAGUGGAAUGGCGUGCGGGCGCUGCCGUUGCGCCGCGCCCCCGACAACAGCCACCGCAUAGAGCUGUCGUACGGCCGGGGUGGCGGCGUGUUCAGCUUCAAGCUGGUGCUGGUGGAUCAGGACGGGCGCAUCAUCCGCUGGGAGCCCGGGUCAGACCGCCAGGUCCGGCUGGUGCCGCCUGCGGGCGCCUCCUCCUGCAAUUUCGUGCUGUCUUGCGCGUGGGGCCAGACCGCGGUGACCGAGGUGCAGUGCUUCGCCGCGCUGCCGGGCGGGGAGGGGGCGGAGGGGCCGGGGGCGGGCGGCGCUGAGGUGCUCAUGCCGCCACAUCUGCUGGCCGGCGCGCUGGGCAGCGGAGGGCUUGUGGGCGGCAGCGUCGACAGCGCCGCAAUGCCUAGCGUCGUCGUCAACAUGCCGCCGCCUCCGCCCCCGCCGCCGCCGCCGCCCCCGCCGCCGCCGCUGACGGCUGAGGAGCUGACGGCGGCGGUUCUGGGCGCGUGCAGGGGUCUGAGCCUGGUGGUGUCUCGCGGCACCGGCCUCAGUCGCCAGCUGCUGGGGGCACUGCGGGCCGGUGCGGCCGCGCUGGUGGACCAGCUGGCUGAGGCGGGGGAGCUGGUGGCGGAGGAGGCGGACCCGGCGGCCUACGCGGCGGCCAUGAUGAGGUACGACGAGCGCUUCUACGCGGCCACGGCACUGGAGCAGGCCGUGGCGGCGGCGGCGGCGACCGCGGCGGCGGUGCUGCCCGGGCCGGCCACGGCGUGGGGCGGCAGCGGCGCAGGGCCCGGGGGAGGCGGCGGCGGCGGGCUGCGGGGCCCGCCCGACUGGGCUCACGUGAGUGUUGAGAUGUACGGCCCGGGCAGUGGCGGCGGCAGUAUGGAUCUGGCGAUGGGGGCGGGCGGCAUGGGCGGCAUGGGGCCAGGGGGCGGCUCCAAGGACAUGAGCUACUCGGGCAGCGGCGGCUCCGGACUGAACGGGCGCGGCGGCGGCGUGGUGGGCCGUGUGCCCCGAGUGCUGGUGGGCGGAGCGCUGCUGCUGGCCGGACCCCUGCCCUGCGCCCUGGCCACUGAGCCGCGGGUGGCGGCGCUGGUGGCGGCGCAUGACAACCUGGCGGCGGCGCUGGCGACCAACGAGCAGCUGGCGGCGGCUCUGGCGGCGGGGGCUGGCGGCGGCGGCGGUGGCGGCAGUCAGGCGCUGUCGGGUCUGUUGGCGCUGCCUGGGGUGGGAUCGGCGCUGGCGGCAGCUCUGGCGACUGGGGGCGCAGGCGCGGUGACGGCGCUGACGGCGGGCGGCGGCGUGGCGGAGGCCAUUGCGUCGCGACCGGCACUGGUGGCGGCAGUGGCGGCGGUGCCGUCGUUGGCAGCAGCCAUGGUGCGUGACCCCGGCCUGGCCGCCGCCCUGGCCGCCUCAGAGCCGCUGGCCUCCGCACUGGCCGCCACACCCCGCUUCGCCGCGGCGGUGGCGGUGCGGCCCCACCUGGCGGCGGCACUGGUGCGGGGGCCGCCGGAGCUGGGGCUGGCGCUGGCGGGCAGUGAACAGCUGGCGGCGGCGGUGGCGGGCAACCCCCGGCUGUGUGAGGCGCUGGUGUCACAGCCUGGUCUGGCGGCUGCGGUCGCGGCCUUCCCACAGCUGGCCUCCACACUGGCCACCAGCCCCAGACUGGCGGAGGCGGUGGCGGCGAGCAGCCUGCUGGCCUCCGCUGUGGCCAUCACGCCCGAGCUGGCCGCCACACUGGCCGCCGUGCCACCGCUGUGUGAGGCGCUGGCAGGCGGCUGCCCCGAGCUGGCGGCGGCGGUGGCGGCGGACCGGCGGCUGGCGGGCGCCCUGGCGGCCAACAGGCAGCUGGCAGUGGCGGUGGGCGGCAAUGCGCGGCUGGCGGCGGCGCUGGGCUCGCAGCCGGGCCUGGCGGCGGCAGUGGGCAGCAGUGCGGCCACAGCUCGGGCGCUGGCCAGCAAUGUGCGCAUCGCCAACGCGGUGGCGGCCAACGCCGAGCUGGCCACUGCUGUGGCCGAGAGCCCCGAGUUCGCCGCUGCACUGGCCACCAACGAGGUGCUCACGGCGGCGGUGGUGGCAGACCCACGCCUGGCUGCCACCAUCUCUGCCACCCCGGGCCUGCGUGAUGCCCUUGCCACCAACAACGACCUGGCGUGUGCGGUGGGCUCAAACAAGACCCUGUCCGUGGGCCUGGUGGAGUGUUUUGAGCUCAGGGCAGCGGUGGCCUCCUCCCGCGCCGUGGCCGCGGCCGUGUCCGCCUCGCCUGCCUUCGCGGUGGCCCUGGCCGCCUGUCCCGAGCUGGCCCGGGCGGUGGCGGCCUCUCCGGCCCUGGCGGCGGCGCUGUCCGGGCACUCGGGUCUGGCGGCGCGGCUGGCGGUGGAUGAGGCGCUGGCGGGGCGCAUCGCCGCCAACAAGGAGCUGGCCUACUGCCUGUGCAGUGGUCGUCAGGGCCGGGAGCUGUCAGACCUGUUGGCCGAGUUCCCCAAACUGGCGGCGGCGGUGGCGGAGAACGACGGCCUGGCCUCGCUGCUGGCCCAGCAGCGCACCCUGCGCACCGCCCUGCUGGACCACCCGGACUUCGCGGCGGCAUUCGCGGCCAGUGCGGACCUGCAGGCCGCGGUGGUGGCCCACCCCUCCCUGGCCGCCGCGCUGGGCUCGCCGCACAUGGGGCCGAGGCUGAUGGCGCUGCUGGGCGCGCCCAACAGCGCCCUCCCCGCCGCGGUGUCCUCCUGCGGCUCGCUGGCUCAGGCUCUGGCCGCCUCCCAACCGCUGGUGGCGCUGCUGGGCGCCUGCCCCGACCUGGCGGCCCUGCUGCCGGCCGGACACCUGGGCUUUGCCGACAACGUGGCCGCAGUGCCCGACCUCCCUCGGGUGCUGGCGGCAGGCAGCCACGCGCUGGCGCACACGGCUGCGGCUGUGCCCGAGCUCAUGACCGCCCUCAGCACCCCCGGCUGGCCGCUGUCCAGACACCUGGUGGCCAGCCCCGACCUGGCGCGGGCGGCGGUGGCCACACCAGCCUUCGCGGCAAGGCUGGCUCUGUCCCCUGCGCUGAGCGGCCUGCUGGCGUCAGAGCCCGCCCUGGCACGUGUGUUCGCUGACAGCCCCGGACUGGCAGCGGCGGUGGCGGCCAACCCCCUCCUGGAGGCGCUGGUGCUGGGGGCAGACCCCGCGGAGUCGGCGGCGGCGGCAGUGAUGGCGGCUGCCGCCAGCAGCAGCAGCAGCAGCAGCAUUGAAGGCGCCGGUGGAGCGGGCGGGGCCGUAGCGACGUCGCCGUGGGAGGAGGCGUCGGCGGGCAUGGGCGCCGGCGGCGGCUGGGGCGGCGGCGCUGCAGGGGCCGGCGGCGCCGGUGGGCCGCUGCGGCCGUUCCCCGCGGGCCUUGUGUCACAACCCGACCUGGUGUCGCUUCUGGCUGCCCCCGGCGGCGCCUUCGCGGGUGCCCUGGUGUCCUGCCCCGCCCUGGUCCCGGUGCUGCUGGGCGACAGCCGCUUCACCUCAGCGGUGGCGCGCACGGCGGGGGGCGCACUGGCGGGGCUGCUGGCAGAGGAGCCGGUGCUGUGCAGGCUGCUGGCCCGAGACGGCCGUCUACGCACUGCGCUGGUGGCCAGUCCCAAGUUUGCUGAGGUGCUGGCGGCGGGCGGCAACCCCCUGACUGCGGCCCUGGUGGCGGAGGCGGAGGCGGCGGAGGAGGCGGCCGCGCUGGGUCUUACUAGUGCAGUGGGCAGCGGUAUGCUGGCCACGGCCCUGGGCUCCAGUCCGGACCUGGUCUCUGCCGCUGCCGCCACCGAGGGACUUGCGGAGGCGCUGGCAGCCAACCCCAGGCUGGCGGCAGCCAUUGCGGCCACACCCAGCCAGGGUCUGGCUGCGCUGCUGAGCCGCAACUCCACCGUGGCGGCCAUGGUGGGUCGGGAGAUCGACCUGCAGGCGGCACUGGUCGCCAACGCCCGGUUCGCGGCGGCGGUGGGCAGCCAGAGGGGUCUGGGUGACCUGCUGGCCGCCAACCCGGAGCUGGAGGACGUGGUGUCGGCCAGUGCGGCGCUGCAGGACGCUCUGUCUGUCAACUCCCGGCUGGUCGCCACACUGGCCUCCUGCGCCGAGCUGGCGUCGGCCGUCAUCGCCAGCCGCGGCUUCGCCCAGGAGCUGGCCACCAACCGCCCCUUUGCGGACGCACUGUCCAACAACCCAGCCCUGGCGGCAGCCAUUGCGGGCAACAAGGACCUGGUGGCGGCGGUGGUCGGCUCCCCCGCGCUGUCCGCCGCCCUGGCCGACAACCCCGACCUGCAGCAGCUGGUGUGCUUCAAUGGGGACUUCGCGGCGGCACUGGCGGGCAACCGGAACCUGGCCUUCGUGGUGUCUGCCAACAAGGGUCUGCCGGCCGCCCUGGUGUCCAACGCCGAGCUCACCACAGCCAUUGCCAAGAAGGGCAGCUUCACACAGGCUCUGGCCUCCAACCCUGAGCUAGCCACCGCCAUCACCUCCAACAGCGCAGUGGCGGGAGUCAUUGCGGGCAACCCAGACUUGGCCAACGUGUUUGCAAGCGCGCUGCUGGUCUUCACCGCCGCCUCCAGGUACUCCUUCCUGGCCCAGCUAUCCUCAGGCAACAGGGAGCUCGGCAAGGCGCUGACACGCAACCCGUCUCUGGCCGCCGCCAUGUUUAUGAACCGCCAGCUGGCAGAGGUGGUGUCAUCCAACAAGGCCCUGAUCACGGCCCUGGUGGCCAGUCCGCAGCUGGGCGACACACUCGCCUACAACGAGGAGCUGGUGGCCGCAGUGGCCCGCCACUCGCCCGGCCUGCCCGAGGCGCUGUCCACCUCGCCCCGCUUCGCCGCGCUGCUGGCGGGCAACGGCGAGCUGGCGCGGGCCAUUGCGAGGGACGAGGCGCUGGCGGCGGCCCUGGCCGACGACGGCAGGACUCCGGGCAAUGUGGUGGGGGCGGAGAAUGCGCGGCAGCGGCGGCUGCUGGGCCCAGCCCCUGAUGGCCCUGGCGCCGCCACCGCCACCAUCACAGUGGAUGUGGAGGACGUUACAGACGUAACCCCCGCUGCGGCAGGUGGCGCAGCAGGCGCCUUGGCAGCUGCAGCCGCACCGAGGCAGCGUGUCGCGAGCUCGGCCGCGGGGGCGGAGGUGGUGAUUGGCGCAGUGGUACCGGACGCGGGUGCUGCGGCGGCUGGUGGCGAUGGUACGGACGGCGCUGCUGCUGCGGGCGGCCAGGCGCUGUCUGGCGAUCUGGGUGCUGAGGCCGAGGUGGUGGAUGAGGGCGAGGUGUACUCGGGCAGUCCACAUGGAGGCCUGGCCGCGGCACUGGUGGGCUGUGCCGAGCUGGUGGACGCCGUGCUCAGCGGCGCCCCCGUGGGCCAGGCGGCGGUGCGCAGCCGCGGCCUGGCGGGAGUGCUGGCAGCCACCCCCGUGCUGGCCCGGGCGCUGUGUGUGGGCGUGGGUGGGGGUGUGGGGGCGGGUGCGGGCAGCGGCUCCACCUCUGAGGUGGUGGUGGAGCUGCUGGCUGGUCGUCCGGCGCUGUGCAGCCUGCUGGCCAACGACCUGCAGCUGGCGGGCGGACUGGCCACCAGCAGUGCGGCGCUGCUGGCGGCGCUGCCGGGCAGGCCGGAGCUGGUGGAGUUGCUACUGCAGCCGGAGUCGGGUCUUGGCGAUGCGGUGUCUGGCAUUGAGGGCUUUGGGUCGCAGCUGGCGGAGGACCCCGCACUGGUCGCGGAGCUGGUGGAGGAGCCGCGUGCGACUAUCAUCCGCUGGUGCUCACGCCGUGGCGUACGGCCGCCGCCGCCUCGCGCCAACGACGACGCUGACUCAGCAGCCAAGGCCGCGGCCGCGGGCGAUGCGGACGGCGGGCGGGGCCGCGGGCGGCGCCACAAGCGCGACCCUGUGGCUGACGCCGUGGGUGUGGCGGUGCUGGUGGGGUCUGUGUCGUUCGCGGUGGUUGCGGGCAAGUGGUACGACGGCAACGACCUGGGCACUGCGCUGCAGCAGGACCUGCAGGCGGCGCUGGUGUCCUCCUACAACGACCUGGCCACAGACGGCGCCUCGCUGUCCGCCAUUGGCAGCGUGGUGCUCACGGGCGCGGCGGUGCUGGUGCUGGCGGGCAUGGAGGCGGCGGCCAAUGCGGCGGCGGAGCAGGCUGCGGCGGUGGCUGAGGCUCUGCCCAGUGCGGAGGAGGUGGGGGCGGCCACCGUGGAGGGCGUGCAGGCGGUGGGCGGCUGGAUCCAGGAGACGGCGGCGGCGUCCUGGCAGGAGUUCCUGGAGAACGGCCUCGCAGGAGGCGGAGGCGACGACGGAGACGGAGGCGGCGGAGGAGGAGGCAACGGGGCCACGACUGCUGCCGAGGCGGCGGCGGCGGUGGGCGCGGCGGCGGUGCUUGGGACCAACUCAGCGAACCAGGGCAAGAGCAGCCCCUGGGGCAAGCUGCAAGGCGGCAAGGGCGCUGGUGCUCCCGGUGGCGGUGCAGACACGGAUGCAGAUGACAGCGACGACGACGACGAUGACGAAGGCAAGGACGCACGCGGAGGAGGAAGGGACAGGGCCAAGGGCAAGGCCGAUGCUGCCGAUACUGGGCGCAAGUUUGGAGGCGGCUGGUUCGGCGCUGGUGGUGGCCGCAGCAAGGGCACAGAGUCAACUGAUGGCGGCAAUGGGGGUGCUGGGGAUGGACGUGGCCAGGGGAAGCGCAGCUGACAGGGCAACCCGGCAGAAACCAGUCGGUCGCGCGCGUUUCUGCACUCGGCACCACCAACGUCUCGUGGGGUUAGGGUACUGGGCCAAAGCGCAGUGCGGCCCGAGGGAGCAAAGUAGGUGCACGAGUCGGGUGUCGCGAAGCAACGCGCUGUGAGCAGGCGCGCCGCGAGCGUGCAGGUAUGUCUUUCAUGUGUGCGUGGGUGGGUGAGGGAGGGGGGCGGUAAUUUGUGUUGGGAAUGCGAUUAUUGACCCCUAAUCAGCGUGCAUAUGGUUGCGGCAUGUUUCGAGUACCAUAGCGCAAUUGGGUCCUAGCGACAGCUGCGAGCCGUGUGACACGGGCACAACAGUGCCCAGUCAAGUACACGGAGCAAAUUGCCAGGAGCACAGAUUGGAGGAGCAAGAGUGCAUGCAGUCGAUGAUGAAGGAACAUGGAAGCUGUACACGCAGCAACUGUGUGCGUUAUCUGGUGUAUGUGACGUGGCAUGCAGUGCAACAGGGUAGGUGGGGCGUGAGCUGGGGGCGGGCUGGGGCGGUAGUUCGCAACUCGCAAGCCGUACACUCGGGUUCGUAUCACCAACAGGGGGGUGGGGUGAACUGACCCCGUUCAUGUCGCAGAAGACCCUUACGAGGUGAUUCUUUCGAAGAUACGGUAUUGAGUCUGCGGGGUGUUUGUUGUGUUCAUAUGAAUUCCAUACGCGCGUGGCUGGGCUUUCAUCCUGGGCUGUAAUGCACGCACUGC
Molecule: messenger RNA, 8304 nt
Organism: Chlamydomonas reinhardtii
Lineage: Eukaryota; Viridiplantae; Chlorophyta; Chlorophyceae; Chlamydomonadales; Chlamydomonadaceae
Exons: 37
Coding region: 204-7565 (2453 amino acids)
Molecular function (GO): starch binding
Source: RefSeq, a predicted model, not a curated record